UCCACUCAUCAAGCUUCAGAAGUUAAAUACCCAGUAGUUGCUAUAGGCAACCAAUUGGCCCAGCUAAUAUGUAGAUCAAGGUUUAGGCACAGCGGGCCUGUUUCAUUCAUAUCCAGCAACAAGCCAGUGAAGAGUUGGAAAUGUUUUGUUCAUCCACAUCUCACAUUGAUGUCUAGCCUUUUUUACUAGCUUUCUUUCUUUCUCUUCAGAGAGUGUAGGUAGAACUGGCUAGUGACCACUCGCUGCAAGGCUUAAGAAUUACAAGUCAUGAGAUCAAAAUCUGGAAAACAUAUUAGAAAAACCACAUGAUCUAACUUGUGGUUGGUGGGAAUUGAACUGUGAUAUUCAGCAGAGUGCCAAGGUGUGAAAUCUUUAUUCUUGGAGUCCAGGUGAUACUGUGUAAGUCUAAAUGCUCCUGCUAUGCGCCUGUGCCCAUCAAAAGCUCAGCUGUACAUUUUUCCACAGCUCGUGUUGUCCUACAAUAGGGCCCCUACUCUCUUACAACUUCAAUACUUACUGUGGUAAUUUGUUGGAAAAAGAAUUGAAAUGACCAACCUGUUAUCACAGACGAAAGAUGAACCCCCGAUCAUGACUAAACUUUCUCAGAAAAAUGUGUACUUUGUGUUGUCAGGGCCAGCAAAGCUUCACUGUUUGGAUCCAGAAGAAAGCAACUUUGCUCUGAAACUUCAUUUCAAAUGCAGCUAAUAUGCUUGACAAGAACAUGUGGUUAAUUGGGAUGUGGGGAAGUGAGCAAGACAAAAGCAACCACAAAGCAGAAGCACUUUCAGUUUCAGAGGUAAAACCAAAACAUAUUUGCACUUGAUGAAACCUGUAGGCAAUCUAGGCAUGGAGCACCCUUUAUUGGUAACUAUUUUUCGAGCCAAUUCCCUUUAUUAUUAACUGUUGCAACUAGUUUAGUCAUAUUGUUAAUAAAAAUUCUUCUGGUUAAGUUACCUUUGAUGCAAGAUUGAAAGGUGAAAAAUCAGCUCAAAAGAAAGCAUGUUGUGCUAAUUCUAUACCUGUUCUGAGAAGCCAAACCAAACAGCCCAGUUGUGAGCUGGCUUUUAAAAAGUUAAAAAGCUAUCUUCUAAGAAAAUGAACUAAAAGUUGGGAAGCUGGUUGAGAUGGGCUUUUCUGAUUUUUGGUGUGCCGAUAAGCUAAAAAUUUAUUGUAAAACCUAAUAGCAAAAAUAUAUUAGGUAGAAGUUAGAAGCCAAAAAAAUCAAAAGCCAAAAGUCUCAGCCUAACCAAACAGACCCUAAAAGCGUCCAUAAUGUGCUAAAAAAAAUCAUGUAAUAAGGGUUUACUACUUAGUAGUAACAGUUGUGAGGGUCGGUAGUAGUAAAAAGAUUCUUCAAGUCGGCAAUAGCCUUGCUACCGAGCCACAAGCAUUUUAAAAAAUAUUUAUCUCUCCUCUCUCUCCCCUCUCUCUCUCCAUGGCACACCCGGUCAUUGGUGUGGGCUGAUUUUUUUGUUAAAUGGUGGGACCUGGCUUACUACAUCCUCUCAUCUAUAAGCAUUGUGGAAAUUACAACAACUAAAAUUCACUUUAUACAGGGUCCACCUUACUACCUACUUAGGUGAUAUAUAUAUUACCCUUGCUCUAAGGUUAGCUCCGUAGGUUCUUGUGCUAAUACCUGAUCAGAAAAAUAUUUUAGGAGUGUGCUGCCUCAGGAACAAACUGUAGGUUGCACGGUGGAGGCGACCUGUCCAACAACUCACACAUGUAGGUUGUCUGUACUCCACAUAACAGACAAACUAGAACAUGAUUUUAAACCACAGGUUUAGCUUAAGUUGCCUCACCCCUGGUCUCCUUUGGCCUUUGGGUUGCAAAAAUAUAUGGUAUAUGACUUAUGUCCAAUUGAAUCGUGCAAAUCUCUAUCAAUUUAGUUGGUUUCUGUUGACUUUAUCAGCAAAAAAACUUAGAAAUUGUCUAGAAGCAACCAAAGUGGAAAAAUAGAUUAGUUUAUAUUUACAACAUGUUUUAGAUCACACAGGAAAUCAUAAGGAAAUAAAUAAUCCUAUUGAUUCACAACAUGUUUUAGAUCACACAGGAAAUUAUCGGCUUCCCAGCUGAAGAGCUUGCACUAUAUUAUCGGCUUCAUCAUUUUGUUUGAUUUUUUUUGGGUCUCAAUCAUUCACAUUCGGUUGGACGAAUGCAUGGAGCCUUCCUCAUGCACCAUUGCAUUACAUUGCUGGGAAAAUUUUCUAAUUUUGGCGCAUUCAUUUUGAUUCAGUGUUGAACCAGAUAUAUGCAAACAGAGCUAUCCUCUAUGUUCAGAUUCCCAUACAUCCUAGAGCCGUUCAGUCGGAUCCUUUUAAUUUGUCCAUCUCUGAAGACAAAAAUCCAAGUGUGGCUGUUACACAUACUACACAAACACAGUAGCUAGGAUUCUGUAUGCAGCUUUGACCAAUUUUGCUUUUCCAUCCUUUUUAUAGGAAGAGAUGAUAGAAAUGACCGAUUGGACAAUCCGGAGUAAGUUAAAUUAAAGAAAAUUGAUGAACAUCAGAAUCCUUAUCGUAACCUGCUCAAUUGUGCAGAUGCAGUGAGCAGUAGGGCAGGGCAUGUGCCCUGUGGAGCCAUGCUUUUGCAUUAUUGCAUCUGCAUAUGAUCAUUUGCCCUUAGCCCUAAGCCACAAAUAAAAAUCCAGAGGCCCCAUGAUCUGAGCUCACCACUGUUCCGCGGUAUAGAAGGUUAUAUAACACAACAGACCAGUGAUUACGAUGCCUAGCCCUCUUACCAGUUAAUGAGCAGCUAGCGAGCAGUUGUGCAUUUCAGCAGCGCAACAUGUUCCAAUAUAGUGGAUCUGAUCUGUUAGCAGCGGACAGCAGUAGUUUACCCUUCAAAUUUUAGUUACCUCCAAAUUUUACACUAACCUGUUUGGUAGACACUCCAUGUAGAUUCUGAAAGCUGCUGCAAAUAUAAUUGAAGUGUGUGGGAUCGAUCGAUAUCCCCUCCAUGAUCAAAUUGCAACUGCGGCAAUACUACUGUUCCAUACAGUUUGUACCCAGGAAUCUGCAGGAUCUUUGUUACAGUGAAGAAGUUGGCAACUGCACCAGCCAGCCUUUAUCGAUCACUUACUAGCAUGGCAGCAAUGCAUGCAGGUACAUACACAAUAAGUAGCAUCAGUGAUUACUUAUGCACGGGUACAGAUCAUUGAAUUGAAGAAGAGCAACACAAGCUAGUAUUUGUAUCGUGAGGCAAAUGUGCAGAUCUCCUGCUACAGAUAACCUGUUAUUCGUUAGCUGAUUAAUCUCAUGCUAUCUACUAAAGAUGUCAUAGCCGCCCAUGCAGAAAAAUGCAAUAAAAUUUUGUCACAGGUUUUCUGCCUUGUAUUGGAGGAGCCUUGCUUUUCAUGCCAUACGACGCGGAGGCGUUCAAUGGGCUAAAGGAAAUGAAAGAAACAAAACAAGCCCCCAGAGCCAGAGACAAUCCUAUUUGGAUGCAACUGUACAUAAACCCAGACAAGACACAAGAGUUUUCUGAAAAAUUGUGCAACUCUUUGUCGACACUGGGCUGAACAGUGGACAGAAACAGUGCCGAACAGAACUGAAAUCCACUGAGGAACUUUUCCUUAAUUUAUGCGCCGGUAAGGCUGUACAGGCCAUGAUUUUAAAUUAUGCAAGAUUCAGAUAGUUCUAAUUAGUUAAUGUGAGAGCGCUCCAAGUUCCAUAAAAGAAACAAAAAGAAAAAUGAAACUGCUUGUCCUUCAAUUUUUCUAUUCAGUUCUGUGAGCUUGCCCAUAUACUUUAUCAGAAAUGCAAAUGCAAAUGCAAAUGCUGGGAUUGAUUAGCUGAACUCUGAUCUUUGCUGCGGGGUAACUCCUGGGGCGGAGAAGAGAAUCUGAAGCAUGGCACAAGCAGCCUACCGCCAGCAAACAAGUGCUUCCAUUCCCAAGGAGGGAGGGAGCAACCUAACGCAGUCUCACCUCACCUGUGAAAGAUUAACAAGAUUACUUUUGCAGGGCAGGGCGAUGAAACAUGACAGAUGGAUGGAUGGACUGCGAGAAAUGCAGCAACAGACAGACAGACACGCGACACAGGGAAGGAGAGGAGAGGAGAGGAGAACUGCGUCGAUAUAUUUUGCAAUCACCCUACCAUUCGUCUUCAUUCGUGACAUUUGUCUUAGUAGUUUUGUUUCUUGCGCAUGGACUUGUUAAUAUAUAGGUUCCGAUUGUAACUUAGCACUACUACACUAGUAUAUGUUUGAUCCCUAGGAUCUAUACAGUUUAUUAUUAUUGUUGUUGUGAACUCAUCAUCUAAUUUCUAUGUACUCCAACAGAUUAAGCCACCGGCGCCCAACUUGCAAACCUUCUCCAGCCGCAUCUGCCUGCACCGAUGGAAGAAUCAAUGUGAAGACCAUUACUAAUACUAGGUUCGUUGGAGAAGAAACAGUGAUGCUACUUGCCUCCAAGUGUAUUAUUAAGGUUACAGGUUGUAGGCAGAUGGCUCCACGUGGAUGCCCAACACAGGAAAAGAAGCUCAACACAGGUUACACGGCACCCCUAACCAGGUGAUGAGAAACUGACAUACAACUCUCACUGCAUGCAUCUCAUCUCCAUGGCAGGCAGGCAGGCAGCCAUGUUCUCUCUCUCUCUCUCUCUCUCUCUCUCUCUCUCUCUCUCAAAAACUAAACAGCAACCUACCCUCUUCUUUUAGUUUAGUUUUGCAUGAGUACACCACUAGCUUGUUAAUAAUUUGGAUAAUUUGACACGCAUGUUGCUCCAAAUAAAAGGAAGGCACACCACCUUCCUUCCUUGUUGUCCAACGGCUCUGCUCCAGCUACGUACUCUUGUCCUCUUCGCUGCCUCCUCCCUGCCUCUAGCUCCUUCAUUGGCAUCUAUCUCACUCCAACACAAGUUGCUGCCAUGGUCAAGAAGCAGACUGGUGGCCUCACCUCUCUCUUCGGCAGCAGCUCCAAAAAGGACGCCGGUGCAGUGUUGCCGUGCCCUUCCUCCUCCUCUUCCAUGUUGCCUGCCUCUUCCUCCUCUGCGUGGCAAUGGCCGUCCUGCGGCCAGCCAAGAACCCUCUCAUUCAGGCAGCAGCAGAUCGAUGGGCACCACCACACGAUGAAGCAGGCUUACAAGACCAUGAACUCGUCCUACUCCGUCGACUCCUGCUUCUCCAACUCCUUCGCCUCCGUCGACAGCUUCUCCACGGCGUCCGAGGCCUCUGCCCCAGUCGACGCCACUGAGGGGGAGGCAGAGGCCGUCAUCCGCGCCCUGCGCUCCGACCGCCUCUUCUUCGAGCCCGGCGCUUCCUCCUGCAUUCUCAAAACUCCCAGCAAGCCCAAGAUGAAGGCCGUAUACGAAGAAGACGACGGCAAGGACGCCAUGAGGAGCAGCGCAACGAAGGCAGCGUUCGGGGGCGCAACGGCCAUGUCUGUAGAGUCUCAGAACCCGUACCGUGACUUCCGGGAGUCGAUGGAGGCGAUGGUGAUGAGCCACGGUGUGAAGGACUGGCGGUGGCUGGAGGAGAUGCUGGGCUGGUACCUCAGGGCGAACGGCAAGAGCACCCACGGCCUCAUCGUCGGCGCCUUCGUCGACCUGCUCGUCGCGCUCAGCACCACCUCGGCAGCAUCCUCUCCGGCCACCCCCACCAACUGCUGUUCUUCUAGCGCUUGCUCCUCCUCCUUGUAAUCAACUGAGCAGCAUCCAUGUGAUCCAUCAAUUUUUCAUUGAGGACGCCACGCCAUUGCCAAAGCAAGCAAGGAAGAUCCAUCUGCAGCCAGGAAGAAGAAAUCUUUUUUAGGCCGUUGCCAAUUGCCAUUGCUACCGAGGAGUGACGACGUACGUACUCCAUUUGAUCACAGUUUUGAACAUGUGGAGUUAUGGUAGGAGGGCAGUGCAGCAUGAUCGAUCACCUCCCUCAAGCGUUGAUCAUCAGGACCACUGUUAUUGCCGGUGGCCGGCUCCAAGAGCUACCUGAUCAAUGCUUAAUGAACUAGCUGUUUGAUCACCGGCAGCUUUUCAAUUUCAUUUUUGAGAGAUGCAUGUACGUACCAUACGUGUGUGCAAUCGUACGCCUUCUGCAGCAGUAAUUUAAAAAAGGUAAAGAGAAUUUCCUGAGCUGUACACUUCAGCACAGUAAUUUCCAUCCUAGCUAGCUUCUUGUCAGUAACUCCAAUAGUAUAGAUGCAUGUACACUACUAGUCUUUUCCCCCCCGCUUUUCCUGAGUGAUGAAUGGUCAUUGGCCAUCCCUUUGUCAGUCAAAUUAUAAGACCA
This is a messenger RNA of Phragmites australis (common reed), 6224 nucleotides long. RefSeq names its product transcription repressor OFP13-like. The transcript is spliced from 3 exons. The coding region runs from base 4868 to 5638 and encodes 256 amino acids. NCBI's taxonomy places the organism in Eukaryota, Viridiplantae, Streptophyta, Magnoliopsida, Poales, Poaceae. The record is from RefSeq and is a predicted model, not a curated record. Gene Ontology annotation, biological process: negative regulation of DNA-templated transcription.